GAUAUGGGAAGGGAAAUUGUUUGUGAAGAAUCACCUAAAUAUCCAGGAAAACGCAGUAGGCUAUGGUUUCACGAGGAUGUCUUAAAUGUACUACACAAGCAUACGGGAAUUGAAAGAGUGGAGGGUCUCAUCUUAAAUCUACCUAUGCUUGAAGAUUUACAUUUGAAAACUGAAGCAUUUACAAAUAUGAAGAAUUUGAGAUUGCUCCAAAUAAAUUCUGCACAUCUCACUGGAUCUUAUGAACAUCUCUCUAAAAAGCUAAAAUGGUUUUGUUGGCAUAAGUGCCCUCUAAAAUUUUUACCACACGAUUUUCAUCUAGAGAAUCUUGUUAUUCUUGACAUGCAGCAUUGUAAAGUCGAACAAGUUUGGAAGAAAAAGAAAAUACUCAACAAUUUGAAGGUCCUUAAUCUUAGCAAUUCCAAAUGUCUCACCAAAUCACCAAACUUCUCACAAGUCCCACAACUGGAGAUACUGAUACUUGAAGGUUGCACAAGCUUGGUUCAGGUUCAUGAGUCCAUUGGAUAUUUGAAAAGACUUGUUUUAUUAAAUUUAAAAAAUUGUACAAACCUCAAGGUCCUUCCAAGAAGCAUUUGUAACCUAAAAUCUCUUGAAACUCUCGACUUGUCUGGUUGCUCAGUACUUGAAAAAUUACCAAAGUAUAUGGGGGAUAUGAUGGAUUUAACGAAGCUACCUAUAGACCAAACUGCUAUCAAGAAACUACCAUCUUCCUUUGGUGUUUGCAAGAAUCUCAAAUAUGUAUCAUUAUAUGGAUGUAGUAGUCUCACUGAAUUACCAAACUUCUUACAAGCCCCACAUCUGGAGUGUCUGGUACUUGAAGGUUGUACAAGCUUGGUUGAGAUUCACGAGUCCAUUGGACAUUUAAAAAGACUUAUUUUGCUAGAUUUACAAAGAUGUGAGAACCUUAGGAAUCUUCCAAACAACAUUUCUAAAUUAGAAUCUCUUGAAACUCUUGACUUAUCUAAGUGCUUUAAUCUUGAAAAGUUGCCAGAGCAAUUGGGAAAUAUGACGGCUUUAACGGAGCUAUUUGUGGAUAACACUGCUAUUAAGAAAUUACCAUCCUCCUUUAGCCUUUUGAAGAAUCUUGAAACUUUAUCAUUACGUGGAUGUGAAUGCCUCAUCGAAUUACCAGAGUUCUUACAAACCUCACGUCUAGAGACACUAAUUCUUGAAGAUUGUACAAGCUUGGUUGAGGUUCACAAGUCUAUUGGACUUCUUAAAAGACUUGUUUGCCUAAGUCUAGGAGGAUGCAAGAAGCUUAAGAAUCUUCCAAAUAGUAUUUCUAACUUAGAACUUCUUGAAACUCUUGUGUUGUCUGACUGCUUAGAACUUAACAAGUUACCGGAACAACUGGGGAAUAUGAUGGCUUUAAAGGAGCUACUUGCAGAUAGAACUACUAUUGAGCAACUACCCUCUUCCUUUGGUCUUUUGAGGAAUCUCGGAAUUGUACGAUUAUCUGGAUGUGGAGGACCACCCCAAUCAUGGAUAUCACUCAAAAGCUCCAUCCACAUAAAUUUGUUAGUUUCCAUUUCUGGAUUAUGUUCAUUGACAAAACUGGAUCUUAGUGACCGCAAUUUGUCUGAAGAUGAGUUUCCCAUUGAACUUGGAUGUUUAUCUUCUCUCAGAGAAUUGGUUUUAUCUAGAAACAAUUUUCUUAAUCUACCUAGUUGCAUCAACUACCUUCCUGCAUUAUCGGAUUUGUUUGUGAAUGAGUGUACUACUCUUCAAUCAAUCUCACUCCCCAUAAGUUUACAACUUUUGGAAGCAAAUGGUUGCACAUCAUUGGAAAGAAUCUUAAUUUUGACGAACAAGAGUUUAGGAUCUUUUUACCUUAAUAAUUGCCACAAACUGGUUGAAAUUCAAAGUUUGAACAGUGUGCAAUGUGCAUCAAAUGUUCUCAUGGGAAGGUGCAACAAUCUAGCAUAUGAUUUUAGAAAAAGUAUUCUCCAGAUGCUGUGCAAGACAGAUAGCAGUUCCCUUUGCCUCCCCGGAAGUGAGAUUCCAAAUUGGUUUAGCCAUCAGACAAUCGGUUCUUUAAUAUCCUUUCAUGUACCUUCCUUUUUGGAUGGUAAAAUGGGCAAGGUGCUUGUUUGCGUUGUUUAUGCAGCAAACAAGGAAGUACCCAGAGUGUUAGAUCUACAGGGUUGGUUCGACUGGACAUUCUGUAAUAAAACUAAAAAUCCCCAAGAGUCAUACAAGAUAGAGUCCAGAAACUGCUAUUUUGAUAGCUUUGAAGAUCAUAUAUUUCUAGCCAUGAUGCAAUUUCAUCAUAUUAAUCUUGAGAUGAAAAGUGGAGACGAAAUAGAGCUGUCUAUUGAUCUUGGAGACCAGAGUCAAGUGAAGAAGUGUGAAAUACAAGUGAAGAAGUGUGGAAUUCAUCUACUAGUUGAUGAGCCAAAUGUUAUAGAUGAAGAUGGAGGUGUGGUCUAAUACAAGGAAGCACCCAGAGAUUUACGUAGAUGGGGUUGGUUUGACUGGAGAUUCCGUAAUAAAACUAGAAAUUCCCAAAUAUACUUGUUUUGUUCCAGAGAAUGCUUUUUUGAUAGCUGUGAAGAUCAUAUAUUUGCAGAGGUGAUGGGAUUUCGUCGAAUUGAACUUGAGAUGAAAUAGAGCUGGAAUUCGUGGAGAUGGAGUUUCAGUAAAGAUGAAGUGUGACAUACAAGUGAAGAAGUGUGGCAUUCAUUCAUGUACAAAUUUUAUAGAUGAAGAUGAAGGUGAGCUCCUACAUACCUGAUUUUCAUACUUCGACAGAUGAUGACGUCUCUAAAAGUGAGGACGGAUGAUUGUAACGAUCCAUCAGCGCAGAUCCAAGAGCACAAUCCCCCCCAAAUAUGGGGGGUUUAGGAUGACACUGGUAGCCAGAAGGGAGUAUAUAUCCUUUGGUGCUUUUUUCUAAGAUUCUAAGAAAGUCCAGGUGAAAGAAAACAAUAAGUCUGCGAAAAAGUUCAUAGAGGGCGUCGGUCAAAAGUUACUGAGAAGGAAAAAAAGCAAAUUAUUGAUGGGUCCAACCAAGUUGAUAUGGGUGGGUUGAAAGGUCUCCAUCGUCAACAAUACCUAAUAAGCAAUAAAACGAAGGAAGAAAGGCAGAUGGGCAUCAAAGAUUCAAAAAAGCUGGAUGGAGAUGGAGGAGGAGGGAGUACUCUGUACGACUCUCAGGGCUCGUUUUACUUUUGCUUGCAGAGUGCCCUGAAAAGCCUUCAAAUUAGUUGGUUGUAUUUUCAGAGAAAUAAAUACUAUACAUUUUUGUGUUUGUAGAGCUGAUUUUUUAAUUAUGAAAAGAGAAGUGAUCUAUGGCCGCCAA
Corylus avellana is the source of this 3319-nucleotide messenger RNA. The record is from RefSeq and is a predicted model, not a curated record. NCBI's taxonomy places the organism in Eukaryota, Viridiplantae, Streptophyta, Magnoliopsida, Fagales, Betulaceae.